AUGCACGCCGUCGACCUCCACGCGAAACCCGACCCAGAGCAGCGCGUAUCGAUCGAGGCGUACGAGAAGAAAUACCCUAAUAUCAAGGCGUACAACUUUUCGGUGCCGGUCGACCAUUUGCACAACGAGUCAAACUAUGCGCCUCAUUCAAGCGACUCGUUUCCACUACGAUACUGGCUGGACAUUUCAAAUUACCGUCCAGGUGGGCCGGUCAUCAUCCUUCACAGUGGCGAAUUUGAUAGCGAAGGCAGAUUGCCAUAUCUUCAGCAUGGAAUCGUUCCCAUCCUGACCAAGGCUACGGGCGGUGUUGGGCUCGUCAUGGAGCAUCGAUACUACGGCACCAGCUUCCCCGUUCCAGACCUCACGACCGAGAACCUGCGCUUCCUCUCAACAGAGCAAGCGCUCGCCGACACUGCAUACUUUGCUAAAAACAUCGUGUUUCCCGGCUUGGAGCAUCUCGACUUGACCGCUCCUGGGACCCCAUGGAUCAUUUACGGCGGCUCGUAUGCUGGCGCCUUUGCUGCCUUUGCCCGCAAGCUGUAUCCAGAGACAUUCUACGGCGCAAUCUCAUCUUCAGGGGUCACGGCUGCCGUUGAGGAUUAUUGGCAGUACUUCGAGGCAGCGCGCCAGUAUGCGCCCGGCAACUGCGGGCCAAACACGCAAAAGAUUACCCAAGUCGUAGACUCAGUUCUCUUCAGCGGCGAUAGGGCUAAGGUGCGUAAAUUCAAGGACAUGUUUGGUCUGGGAGAUCUCGAGGACGACGAAUUUGCUUCCACCAUUAUUCGGGGCCUCUACGGGCUGCAGUCCACCAACUGGGACCCGGAAGAGGACGAGAUUUCUCUCGGAGUCUACUGCGCCCUCAUCGGCUCUGAUGCCCAACUCUUCUCGAGUACAGCCCAUCUCACCCUAACGGUGAGAGAUCUCGUCAAGGAAGCCGGCUUUGCUACCGAAUCCGAGGUUCUGUCCAAUCGCAUGCUCAAUUAUAUUGGCUAUAUCAAAAAUUAUGUCAAAAAGACGUUCAAGUCGGCUUGUAAAAGUAAAUCUGCCAAGCAAUGCUUCUCUGCCCGCUAUGCCCCAAAUGACGUGAGACUUGAAGCUGGCUGGUUACGCAGCUGGGCCUACCAAGUGUGCACACAAUGGGGAUAUUUUGUGACUGGCUCUGGUACGCCCAAGGACCAGCUUCCAAUGAUAUCUCGAGCCAUUACUCUCGAAUACGCCUCGAUACAAUGCGAGAAGCUCUUCAACAUCACCACCUCUCCCGAUGUGCAGUCCAUCAAUAAACUAGGAGGAUUCAACUUUAGCUAUCCUCGUCUGGCAAUCAUAGACGGAGCUCAGGAUCCAUGGAAAGCCGCCACUCCCCAUGCGACUGGCCUGCCCGACCGGGAGUCAACUACCAGCGAGCCCUUCUUGCUUAUUGACUGGGGUGUCCACCACUGGGAUGAGUACGGCCUGCCCGAGGAUGUUCACGUCCCGGGCCUGCCCCCGCCACAAGUUACUCAGGCACACCAGGCCGAGGUUGAGUUUGUCAAGGCGUGGCUGAAGGAAUGGAAGGAGGAAAAUGGAAGCUCAUCAGCAGGGCUGGAUCGGGAAGAGGAGAUUAUAGAUGAGCUAUAG
This is a messenger RNA of Trichoderma atroviride IMI 206040, 1614 nucleotides long. Lineage: Eukaryota; Fungi; Ascomycota; Sordariomycetes; Hypocreales; Hypocreaceae. The record is from RefSeq and is a predicted model, not a curated record.